Messenger RNA from Asterias rubens (European starfish), 4516 nucleotides. RefSeq names its product histone-lysine N-methyltransferase KMT5B-like. Gene Ontology annotation, molecular function: protein binding; histone H4K20 methyltransferase activity. The transcript is spliced from 9 exons. The record is from RefSeq and is a predicted model, not a curated record. NCBI's taxonomy places the organism in Eukaryota, Metazoa, Echinodermata, Asteroidea, Forcipulatida, Asteriidae. The coding region runs from base 111 to 2654 and encodes 847 amino acids. Gene Ontology annotation, cellular component: nucleus.
CGUAUUUUUUCAAAUGAGUGAAUGAAACACCGCACAGAAUUUCCGCUAAAGCUACGAAUUUGCUUGGAAUUUGUGGGGACUGAAGUUGUAAAGACCCUCCUUCUUCAAGGAUGGGUGUUGAGGGUAUGGGGCCCGGCUGGCCGCUCAAACCAAGCUCUGGCAUGAACUGGAAGGAAUUGGGAGAGAGUGAUGAUCUGGCAACUAGCCUGGUAUUAGACCCCUUCCUCAACUUCACUACUCACAAGAUGAACACAAGGUUCCGCCCUGCCGAUGCGAGGAAAGACUUCCUUAAAGAUAUCAUCCUCCGCUUCAAGAAAAAUCAGAACUACGAGAAGGCAUACAAGAGUCUCAUCUCAGGCGACUGGGCGAGGGUGUUCUUCCUCAACAAGUCAAAACAUCAGAGGAUGAUUUUCAAACAGCAUGUUUUCCGUUAUCUGGCAAUGUUCGACAAGACGUCGGGUUUUGAGGUAAAGUCGUGCUUCCGUUACUCACUUGAGGGCGCCGGGGGAAAGAUCGUAGCCACGCAAAACUGGAGUAAGAACGACACGAUACCAAAUCUAGUUGGCUGCAUCGCGGAGUUGACCGAGUGCGAGGAGAACUCUCUCAAGACUGGUGUCAACGAUUUUAGCGUCAUGUUCUCAACAAGGAAGAACUGCGCUCAACUCUGGCUCGGCCCAGCAGCUUUUAUAAAUCACGAUUGUCGGCCAAACUGCAAGUUUGUAUCAACCGGUCGUGAUACGGCUUGCGUCAAAGUACUGCGUGACAUCGAACCCGGGGAGGAAAUCACCUGUUUCUAUGGCGACGGAUUCUUUGGUGAAGGCAACUGUUACUGCGAAUGUGAAACGUGCGAAAGGAGGCAGUUGGGCGCGUUCACUCCCAAAGACACCCCGGUCAAGACUGAUGAGAACAAGUACAGCCUGAGGGACACUGACCGACGACUUCGCUGGCAGAAAGCCAAGAACGAGGAGGACGGUGGGGUCACCCAGGAGGAGAGUGCGUUGAUCAAGUCUGUCUUGCCGUCAAGGCUGCUCCGACGAAGUGAUUCUGAAAGUAGUAGCAGUUCUGAUGGACAAUCCUGCCCCUGGAGUCGGACACGCUCUCUGUCUCAGUCACAGCCUCUCUCACCGUCCAUCCAGGCCAAUCAAACUCUUGUAGAUCUCAUCGCCGAGAAAAAGUGCCUCUCCAAGUUCGACGCUCAACUCCUUGUCGCCGAAGGCUACAAACUCAGGGAAGCCAAAGUAGUCUUGACGCCUCACAAGAUAAAAGAGGACGGAACUCUGGCCGUGGAGGAGGGAGGCGUGAGGUAUGCCUCGAAGCUUCGCCAAGAGGAGAGGAGGCGAUCUAGAGAGGUUCGUGAGAGGAGGAUGUCGAUGAAUGAGGAGCCUGUUCCAUCGCCGAAGGUUGAAGAGGCCCAUCUAAAUGGAGAGUUGGUCGAUGAAAAUGAGGCAAACUGUGAGAUUAUCUCAAGAAAAGAGCGAAGAAGGUCGAGUGAUUGCCUCAAAAAGAGGACGUCUGUGAAAGAAGAGGCACAGGAAAUGCCUCAGUUGUCUCAGGAAACCUAUGUUGGUGAAGCAGCAAGGGAUAUACCCGGGCUUAGGUCUCGGACGCGACUAGUGUCAGAAGCGGGAUUGGCACUUGAUCAACAGUCCAAUUGCAGUAGUACGAACAGUGAAGUGAUGUUCAAGUCGAAACAGUUGCCUUCUUUGAAGAUCCUGAAGAAGGUUGAAAACAACCUGACCUAUGAGUCAGAGAUCUCAGACUGCGAGACAAAACUAAAGAUUCGUGGGGUACCACGUGAACGAGGAGUGCACUCGGUAAAACGUAAUCUGAUGGAAUCUGGACUGAACAGAACUAAAGCUCAUGGUGGAAAGAAACCCUGUAAAGGUACGGAUUCAAGGAACUUCAUCUCGGAUCCGUCCAGAAAAGACAACAAACAUCAUGGAGGAUUAGAAGUGCCUCCGCUGAUUUUACCAAAGCGGAAAAUGACAAAAUACGACGCAGAACUUAUCGCUGAAGCAGUGCAAAAAAUCCCCAAACUGAAAAUCCGAAUGAAAGACCCCAACGGAUGCAUCGAAGAGAUGAUCACAUCAUCAGAGGAUGAGGUUUCCUCAAGACAGUCAUCGAGUUCUUGCGAGAGUUCACCGGAGAAGCUCACAAUCUCCAUCCCGGACUCGCCGAGUCGAUUGACUCGAGCAGCGCGCUUCGUCAUCCCGUCGUCCAAAUCCACGCACUCACCUACCUCGCCCUUAGCGUUAGGAUCGCAGCCAAGUUCUCCAGGGGUGCACAAAGCUCGCGUCAACCUUCAAUUUGACGGCCCUGAAUAUAAAAAGACAAGUCUCCAGUUCGCGCCGCGCAGCAUGUCACAGUUGCGACACCUCUACGAGAUUCCACCUCACCCCUUGUGUCAAAGAACGCAGAAGGUCAGCUCCCCAAAGCAAAUCAACCCCAAUGAAGUUAAGAAUUUCUAUCCCAAAGAUGAUCAGUCUAACGGGGUCGUCGGAACGAGCCCGACAACGCAAACCUUAAAACUCUUUACGAAACCGCUGGAGAAUAGAAACACGCGGAAGGUCAGGUUGAUUUUCGAUAAGGAAGCGAUGGAUUUCCAUGUUCCGAAAACUGAGAGUAGCUAUCUUAAGAAAGCAAAGCCUCUUUGAACUUUGUCUUGCUGCAACAUUUUUUAUUCACCAUUUUUUCCAAGAAGUAUUAAAUCCAGUCCUUAUAGAGACUAAAAAUAUUAAGAGAAAUUAUUUCAAACAUGUCUUCAAAAUAUAUUUGAUACUAAAGUAGUACUUUGUUGUAGAGUGUACAUGUAAUUACAUGUAGGAAUCUGGACUAUUCCAUUUCCUAAGGGGUGGAAAAGCCAGAUUUCACCGAGUGAUUAAACUCUGCAUCAAUGCACGAAUGAAAUGAAUUCAAUAUUUGUUUAUAAAACUAAUACAUAGAUCCUUGUCAGUUCAAUUUUCGUUGACAAUAGUCACAAAAUAUACACGAAAAACCUUCCACCCCACACUCUAAAAAAUUCUUACAAAAAAACUAAACGUUAAUCCGGAGGUCGUUGGUUUGAAUCCCAUUCAAGUCGAUUUGUCUUUGUUCAACCCCCAAAAUAACCAAAAAAUUAACAACGUGGACAGUGUUGUAGGUAGAACAAUUUUAAAGGUGAGCCCUUAAUCAAGUUCAGUUCACCAAUGGCGAGCGGUUCGACAAAAUUAUUCAUGGUUAGAAAUGGGGCCAUCAUUUCUGGGAGGCAAUCUAGGGGAAAUCUGGGCUGGGCAGUACAGUGUAUUUUGCUCAGAGUGCUGGGCGAAAUUUGUAAAGUUCUAGGCAGGUAGCACAACACUGCCCAUCGAGGCUACACUUGCAACACUGAACGGGGGACGACUCAUUUUGAGACACCAACCUUGUCUGCCCUGACACAAACUUUUCUUGUUUGGCCAAACUGACUUGGCGCUACAGUUUUGGAAAUUAACUUUCCAUAUUGGACAAGCCAAUCAGUAAGCGUGUGCACAAAUCUUCCACCCCUAAAAUGACAAGGAUUUGUCUUCUGUAUUUCAAAAGGUAAUCAGGGUAUUUGUCAGUUUUUUCAGGUGUGGCGUGUUUUUAACUCAGAAUUCUGUCAAAACUUGAUGUGUUCUCUAAACUGCUGUCUGCAGAUUUCUUCAUUUUUCCUUCUUUAAUAGUUCGUUAUUAUGAACUUUUUUGUGUAUGGCACAAAUGUAUUGCAGGAUUCCCUAUUGGAAAUUUUUAGUCGAUCGAACGGUUUUAAUGAAUUUUGGGGUUACCAUGUCUUUCAUGCUAAGGAGUUUAUCAGCAUUAUCUCACUAUACAAACAAAUAAACUUGCACAUUUAGGAAAGUGAUGUAGUGAAGGAGUUGUACCAGAAAUUAACAAAACUUUGUUUUGACAUUUAGUGACAAGAUAUAAUUUUCUUGCUAGUAAUAUUUAGCUCCGUACAGAAUUAUUAAAAUAGAGUUGAUAUUGAAAAUAUUUAUCCAUUAUGCUAAGCCCUACCCUACCUAUCCCUUUUAUUUAUUUGCUGAGGAGAAGAAUCUCAAAUAAUGGAUUAGUUAGGUUUAAAAACAGCUAUAAAAAUAUCUUUUAGUGAAUUAUCAAAUUUUUAUGAUUUUAUUCGUUUAUUUAAAAUUUGUUUGCAGCUGUUUAUUGUUGAGACAAAUGUCUGGUUUUUUUAUAAGUCACCAGUGGAGGGCACUACAUGUACAUCAGAGCAUUGCCCUCUGUUGCCCUGGUUUUGUUGAAGUAUUUAUUUGACUAUUAUCAAAAAGCCAAACAAAGGGCUCGACCAAACCACUGGACUAGUUACAUCAAAACACAGGCAUGUGGUUGCUUUUCUAAUUUCAGUUUUUUUCUUCUUAUUGAGCCGUUAAAUUUCAAUGAAAGAAGUAAAGCAGUCACGAAAGCAGUAUAGUGGACAUUUUCUUUAAAAUCAAACCCAGACUUUAUGUGAAAACAAACUUUAGCUGGUAGUUACUCUGUCAAUAAAAGUUAUUGAAUGCUUGAA